AUGAGCUCCAAAGUGUAUGAUAUAAACGAACUAAACAUAGAUACCAUUUUAUUAAAAACAAGAAAAUUAAAAAAGUUAUGCGACAAUGGAGGAAAUAUAAACAGCCAACAUUUAAAUGCCUUGAUAGAAAUAUUGGAUUAUUUUUUUGAAAAAUAUAAUGAUUGUUUUUUAUCAUCUGUGGUGUGGGAAGUGGUUGACAAAAUUAUUAUAUUAGAAAAUACGAUCGAAGAUAGAAAAAGUAUUGAUGUCGACCUAGACAUAUCAAUAAAUUUUUGUGAAUUUCUGUUCAGUAAACUAGUUUGUCAUACAAAUUAUGAAAAUGACAAUUUAACAUACUCCUUCAGUUUUAAUUGUUUAAGGAGGCAUCUAUGUUCAGUAAUUAGUUCCUUUUUAAAUUUCAACAACUCAACCUCAAGGAGGAAAAUUGAAACUGCUUUUACAAAUCAACUAUUAAACCUGACGAAGCAGCUAUUUGAAAAUAUAAAAAUUGAAAAUGACCUAGAGCUGAAAAUAUCUUACACCGAAUUUUUAUGGAGGGCCUUCAGAAGAGUUGAUUUAAGCACAUUCAAUAUAAAACGUUUUCACGUGAAUAUAGAAACAUUAGAGAAAUUAAAAAAUUUUAAAAUAUUAAAGUUUGAUGAAGAAUGCAUAAAUUGGCUGAAGGAAGAAAAUUUUUUGGACGGAAAGUGCAUCAUUGAAAAUGGGUCAUUCAUAAUAAGUGGCAAUAAAAAAUACGUGAAGAAGGAAUGUACAUUGUGCUAUUUGGGAAAGUCCUCUAUGUUUUUAUAUUACGACAAUGUAGAAGAAGAUGAAAAAUGUAAGAUAGAAGUUCCAUACUACCACAUAACAUCAGCAUAUUUCAAGAAUAAAGAUAUUUUUACCUUGGAAUGCAAAGCAAUAGUUGAACAGACGAAUAUUUUUUGCCUGUGGGGAGAGGAUGUAAAAAACUCAAUUGAUCAUGAGACAAUUAAUAAGUUUACUUUGUCAAUAGAAGUAAAGAAAAGCUCAAAAGAAAUAAAGAAUAUCAUGAAUUCACUUUUAGACACUCUAAAAUUAGAAAAAGAAGAACAAAAAAGACAAAAGUGCGAUAUCCAAACGAAUGCACAUAAUAAGCAAUAUAAAAAGAAGGAAGAUAAAGUCAGAUUAAGCUACUUCAGCGAGGAUAAUAUAGUGGAACGACUACAAGAUUCUCCUUUAACUUCGAACUCAUCGUUUAAAGAUAAAGACAUAAGAAAUAACACAAGAAAAAGAAUAGAAACUUUAAAAUGUAAAGGUUCGGACAAAAGAGAAACAGAAAAAAGUAGAGAUUGCACUUUGGCGCAACAGCGUGAGUAUAUGUACACAAUUGAGAAGAAAAAGAAAAACCUGGAAAAAGAGUGUAAGUUAAAAUAUAACAAAUUGUCAGAGCAAAAAAAUUAUGUAAAGGGUUAUGAAGAUAAUGGCGAUUUUAAAAAACAGCCGGAGAAUGAGCAUUUCCUGAUGAAUUACAAGUUAGACAUAAGCACACCACAGGUUAGAAUAAAAGGCCACAAUAUCAUAGAAAGAGAUAGUGACACUGAAAUAAUCAUAGAAAAAAUAAUUUCUUGCCAUAAAGAAAAGAAGGAAAAAUUUAAAAUGAAUCUAAAGAAGAAUUUUUGUGAUGCUCUUAACGAAAUAGAUAACCAUAUAAAAUCAUUGAUAGAGAAGCAGAAGAUUAGACGAGAUGAAUUACAUAAGAAAUACGAGAAAAAAAAGAAAAGCAUAAUGUUCAGUACUGAAAAAGAAAUAUCUAUGUUAACCAAGGAAAUGAAUGUUUUAAUUGAGAGUAUGAAAAAGAUUAGCGUAAAUAAAAAUGACGUAAAAAAGGUAUACGAGGAGGGGAAAUUUAUUUUCUGUACAAGCGAAAUAUUAAACAAGAGUCAAGGGCUUGUCAAGAAGAUAAAAGAAAAUUUAGAAAAAAUGAACACUGAUAUAAUUGGAAAGGAAAAGGAAUACAACAAGAGGAAAAAAUUAUGCUUCAAGGCUUUGGCCACUGCAUAUGAAUGA
Messenger RNA from Plasmodium malariae, 2025 nucleotides. Its product is annotated as conserved Plasmodium protein, unknown function. The record is from RefSeq and is a predicted model, not a curated record. NCBI's taxonomy places the organism in Eukaryota, Apicomplexa, Aconoidasida, Haemosporida, Plasmodiidae. The coding region runs from base 1 to 2025 and encodes 674 amino acids. The transcript is spliced from 15 exons.